Messenger RNA from Populus trichocarpa (black cottonwood), 965 nucleotides. RefSeq lists its product as uncharacterized. The coding region runs from base 103 to 675 and encodes 190 amino acids. The transcript has a single exon. The record is from RefSeq and is a predicted model, not a curated record. NCBI's taxonomy places the organism in Eukaryota, Viridiplantae, Streptophyta, Magnoliopsida, Malpighiales, Salicaceae.
CGGAUAUAGACAUUUAAAAACACUAGCUAUAUGCUACACGCUUAGCAACUUAGCAUGCUAGAUAUCAUCAGUAACACCGAGAAUCACUCAUACUAACCAGUUAUGGAAGCACUGUGGAAUUUGGAGGACAAAUGGAAGCUGACGACCCAAGAAGCAGUCCUCUUAUUUGUAUGCUCUGCCUUCGCAGUCAUUGCGCUCUGCACUGCAACAAUGCUUAAGAGGAAGGCCCAGAGAAAGCCAAGAUUAGUGAACCAAGACCCAAUUAGCGCAGGUACCUCAAUAAGAUGGUCUGAGCCUGACCCUGGUUCUAAUGAUUGGAUCACAAUAAAGACGGUGUUGAUGGAGUCAAUGAGGUGGAGUGAAGCAAGCAAAUGGGAGGAGGGAGGUAGUGGGAGUGAGAGUGGGAGUGGGAGGCGGGGAGAGAUGCUACGACCACCACCACUUCUCGGGCUAGAGAGGUGCGACUCAAGUAUUGGGUGGCAAAGCCAGAACUCUUUGUCACCUGCAGUGUGGCAAAGGCCUAUCCUCAUGGGAGAGAAAUGUGAGCUUCCAAGGCAUAGUGGGCUUAUUCUCUAUGAUGAAAGAGGUCGGCUACUUGAUCAUUCUCUCACAUCAUCUCGUAAAGAAAAUAUUCAUGAGGUAGAGAAAGGGAGCAUCUCUCUUUACCAAAUUUGAGAGCUAACAAAUUUGAUUGAUACGUCCUUCUUCCUAACAUGGUCUCAUCUCUUGUUUAUGUCGUGUAGGAAAAACCAGCAGCUGUUCUGAGAACUUCUAAGGUUGAUUUGCUAUAGCUGUAUUUUAUUGCUUCUUUCUUACCUCUGUUGACCAAGCUUUUAUUUUAAUUCUUUUUGCGUCAUCUAAAUAAGAAAAUGACUAGAUAUUUGAGCCGCAGCCAAUUUCUCUAAGACGUAAGAAAAUGAUGUUCCAAGCGUUGUUUAAAGAAAAAAAGAAAAAUCAAUGUUUAU